UCUUUACAGGCUUCGCCGGAGGCAGUUUCUUAAAAAAAAAAAAAAAAAAGGCAAGCGCAAAGCCGCAGAUUAUACAUUCUGCUCACAGUGCGGGUAAAACAACCUGCAGAGCCGCAGAGGGAGUCAGUGGGCUCCUCAGUUCAGGAGAGAAGCGGCGCUGGCUAAGCAUCACUCUAAAGCUGUCUGGAUAGUUUUGGAGGAUUUUUAUUUUCCAUACUGACAGUUGGUUGUUGACGCAUCAGGUGCACCUGCACCUUUCUCUCUGGAUUCACAAAGGAUUCCCUGCAACUCGCAGCUGAUAUUCUUCCACUCCACCAGCCUGCAGUUUUUUGUUUUUUGUUGUUUUUUUUAAAUUUUAUUUUCCUUCAUAAGAGGAGAAGCGCACGAUGCUGCUGGGAGUCCUCUUCCUGGCGGUUCCUCUGCUGAGCGUUGCCGCCGGCGGCGCGUCCUACGUGCCCUGCGAGCCGUGCGACCCGAAGGCCCUGUCCAUGUGCCCGCCGGUGCCCGUGGGCUGCCAGCUGGUGAAAGAGCCCGGCUGCGGCUGCUGCCUGACGUGCGCCCUGGAGGAGGGCCGGGCGUGCGGUGUGUACACGGGGCCGUGCAUGCGCGGGCUCCGCUGCCUGCCGAAGAGCGGAGAGGAGAAGCCGCUGCACGCGCUCCUGCACGGCCGGGGGGCGUGCGCCAACGAGAAGCUGUACAAGCUGCAGCAUCCACCCAAAGACCCAGUAGAAACGAAGGUGCCCCUAUAUGGAGAUCACAUCAGCAGUCGGAAGAUUCACGCCAUGAAGCUAGCCAAGGACCGUAAGAAGUAUUUAGCCAGGCCUGGAUCAAGCAACAACCGAGAGCUCCCGCCAUCUGGCCUGGACAAGGCGGAGCCGGAAUUCGGGCCUUGCAAAAGAGAACUUGAUAAUCUCAUUCAUGGAGCUUCUCGGGUCCUGAGCGUUUCUUUGUACGUACCCAACUGUGACAAAAAGGGAUUCUUCAAGCGCAAGCAGUGUAAGCCGUCCCGCGGUCGGAAACGGGGCAUCUGCUGGUGCGUGGACCGCUUUGGCAAAAAAAUCCCAGGUAGCAACUCUGCGCGUGGAGAACUGCAGUGCAAAGACCUUGACGGUGUCAACAACAGCAACGAAUGAGAGCAAAGCGCCUCCAGAGCCCAACUUCGUCUUCUUAAAACCUGCCAAACAAGCUAGCACACUUUAUGACUGACAAUCAGGAGAAUAUGGCACAAACACUUUUACUUUUUGUUGAUUGUGAUGGACUGCAUUGUCUGUUGUAGAGAGGAGGCAAACUCUAUAUCCUAUAUCAAAGAGAAAUAUAUAUAGAGAGUUUUUAUUUCGUUUAUAAA
Molecule: messenger RNA, 1345 nt
Organism: Gambusia affinis (western mosquitofish)
Lineage: Eukaryota; Metazoa; Chordata; Actinopteri; Cyprinodontiformes; Poeciliidae
Gene: igfbp5a
Product: insulin-like growth factor binding protein 5a
Exons: 4
Coding region: 387-1133 (248 amino acids)
Biological process (GO): regulation of insulin-like growth factor receptor signaling pathway
Cellular component (GO): extracellular region
Molecular function (GO): insulin-like growth factor II binding; fibronectin binding; insulin-like growth factor I binding
Source: RefSeq, a predicted model, not a curated record